CGUUGCACCGUCCAGCGAAAAAGAAUUGAAGUGACAAGAAGAGUUACUGGAAAGUUAUCCAGGGAAUAUAAUUACCAUUUAAGACAAGCAUUGGCCAGUUUAAAUUAUAUACGACAGAUGGCGCUGCCAUUAUUUUCCGCUUACGAAAUUUGGCGGGAGUAAAUAGUUGGUUAUAAUUUGGAGGACUGUGACGUGCAACAAACUAAUUCGGUUAAAAUACAGAAGAUGGAAUUUGUUAGGAAGCAUGUUCCGGUUCAGAAAGAAAUUAGUAAUUUGCAACAAUUGUAUCCCCAUGACAUGCAAUUUUAUAAACUUCCACCUAUGGAUGAGAUUUCUCUCAGUGAAUUCGAAGAAUUUGGCAGAGAAAGAGUUAAAGUUCUGAGGUCAGUGGAGACUAUCCUUUCUUGGAAGAAUCUGAAAUCUCCAGUUGAACGUAGAGAAGCUUUGUGCGAUGCUUUAAAUAAAGAUGGAUUGACUUAUUUUGCUAAAUUAAUUAAUGGCUCUGGAUGCUCAAGACAUACAGACGUAGAGCUUCAAGCUAGACGUAGAGACCAUAUAUCUCAUUUUAUAGCACGAUUAUCCUUCUGUCGAAAUAAUGAUUUAAGGCGUUGGUUUACCGUUCAAGAAGUAGAGCUAUUUAAAUUAAGGUUCUCUGCUUUAAACAAAGAAGGUACAGAUCGGCUCCUAGAGAUUAGUGGUUUGGGUCAUUUACCGAUUUCUGAAGAAGAGAAGGAAAAAAUUAGAACACGUUUGCAUGACUCGACGGCAAGGCUCAAUGUUAAUAUUGAUAAAACUGAGUUUUAUAAAGUUCGAUUUGAAAAUGUGACUGAACUGGUAAGGAGUCGCAAGGUUUUCCUUAAGGAUGGAUUUGCAUAUGUGCCUCAAACUGAAUUAGUGUGGGUGUUCCUAUCACAUUACAAAAGGAGUUUGUGCGCUCAUCUACAGUAUGCUCAUCGCAGCCUGUCUAAAUGCUCCGAUGAUGAACGAAUAUACACGUAUCUGGAAAACCUUUGCAAAACUAAUACAGUGAAGGAUAAUGUUCAAUGGGACACCACUGAAAUUUCUAUCGAUUCCCUAGAUGAGUUGUCCAAAAUUUCAUAUCCCCUUUGCAUGAGGGUGCUACAUGAAGCUCUACGUACCAAACAUCAUCUCAAAAAUAGUGGACGUGUGCAGUACGGGUUAUUUAUCAAGGGUAUUGGCGUCACCCUGGAAGAUUCAAUGAAUUUUUGGAAAACAGAAUUCUGUCACAAUAUGGAUGGGGAAACAUUUGACAAGAAAUAUAGCUAUCAUAUUAGACAUUCGUAUGGCAAAGAAGGAAAGCGUACAAACUAUACACCCAUGAGUUGUAACAAAAUUAUAAAUUCUACAGUCGGACCUGGCGAAUGCCAUGGUUGUCCGUUCCGGCAUGUGUCAUACGAGGAGCUGAAGCAAAAGUUAACUGGUUAUGGACUGUAUUCUGCUGCGGUUACAGAGAUUGCAGAUACAGCUAAGGAAGGCCAUUACCAAGUGGCGUGCUCCAAAUAUUUUCAGAAACUACACAAUACACUGGAAGAAGAAAUCAUUCUACAUCCGAACAGAUAUUUUCACAAGAGUCGUGAACUAUUGGUUGGAAAUUCCAUUGCACCAGAUACUCAACCGUCCAAAGACAAGGGACUGAUGGAUGUCGACGAACCAAUGGACACGGCACAACAAUAAUAAUCACUAUUUCAAGAAAAGAUGUGGUUGAUCCAUAUAAAUAGUUUUACAGAAGUUUUCAUAUUACAAUUUAAUGUGAAUAAAUAUUUAUGAGCAAAA
This is a messenger RNA of Orussus abietinus, 1794 nucleotides long. RefSeq names its product DNA primase large subunit (gene Prim2). The record is from RefSeq and is a predicted model, not a curated record. NCBI's taxonomy places the organism in Eukaryota, Metazoa, Arthropoda, Insecta, Hymenoptera, Orussidae. Gene Ontology annotation, biological process: DNA replication, synthesis of primer. Bases 226 to 1695 code for a protein of 489 amino acids. Gene Ontology annotation, cellular component: alpha DNA polymerase:primase complex. The transcript has 8 exons.